GUCAUUCAAGGAAUGCAGAGAAUUGCAAGACGUUUCUUUGCCACGGAGGCAGCAGCUGAGCUCGAAAAAACGGCUGCAGAGAAAGCAACUCAAUUACAGAAGCAGUUUUCUGAGGAAUGUGCUGCUAUCAUGAAGACGCGAGGACAUCACAAACUUCAAAUGGGAACCGUUGUUUCCAAGAAUGGAAGCGAAAUGAAGUUUGAUUUCACUUAUGGAUGGCCGUUCCGUUAUUACUGCGUUUGCAAUAUGGGUACAGAAACUGUUACGAAAGAGGCGAUGAAGAAGUUCGAGCAAAGUUUGGAAAAGGUCGGAGUGAGCCCCCAUCACGGCGUUUACUUUAGCAAAGCUCCCUAUGAGGGAAAUCCUGAGGAGUUGCGAGUGCUGUUCGUUGAUUCCAAAUUGCUGCAGAAGAUGAACUUGGACGGCAACUCCCGUGCAGUAACGCAAUACAAGGUGAUGUUUUUCUGUGUUUUAGCAAUGUCAUACCUGACCUGGACUUUCUUCUCUUACAAAAACCCGCAGCGUCGUCGUCUGGUGGAGCGUUGGCACCGCUACGUCCUCAAGGACAACAAGACCUCCGAGGAACUCUAUCCCGAGGAGCCAGAGAAGAAGAAGCACCAAGCGAUUUUGCACAAAGCGGAGGACGCUACGGCGAAAUCUUCGGCUGUUACUGAGACUGUCGAGGAGGAGGAGAAGAAGAAGGAGGAGGAGGAAUUGAAAAUGACGCCGGUGGUGGAUCCCUCGCUUCUGAAGGAUCAGGAAGAGAAGGAGAAGGACGAGAAAGACGACGAGGAAGAGGAGGACGAGGAGGAGAAAAAGGAAGAUGGAGAGAGUGCAGGAGGUGUGUGGGAGUCGAUUAGCAGCACAUUCUGGUGGCUUUUGGGCUAUAAAAACUAGUUGUGAUAGUAGUGGCAAAGAUGAACGAAUGAACGAAAUGAGAAU
Blastocystis hominis is the source of this 942-nucleotide messenger RNA. RefSeq lists its product as hypothetical. Lineage: Eukaryota; Bigyra; Opalinata; Blastocystidae. The record is from RefSeq and is a predicted model, not a curated record. The transcript is spliced from 3 exons. The coding region runs from base 247 to 897 and encodes 216 amino acids.